CAUCUACAAAACCAUUUUACACCAUCUUUAAUUUUUGCGAGAUUUAUUUAGAAUUGCUAAUUAAAAUAUUCUUAAAUUUCGAAAUCCGCACAAUCUUUGUAGUUAAUUAUAGUUUCAGCACUUCAAGGGUUGAAUGAAUUGUUGGGUUCCCACAAACACUAAUUGCACAAAAUUGUAUGCUUACUAAUUGCACAAAAUUGGAUAUGAAACAAGAAUAAAUAACAUUGCCUUUUUUAUUGUACAAGAGUAGAAAUUCACCAUGCGCGUGAAAUCAAUGCAUCUAACCAACUGCAAUAUGUCAGUUUGUACAAGUAGUUGAAAAAAAAGGCCCAAUCUUUGUUUGCUAAAAAAUUGUAAUAUAUAUAUACACCAAGUUUCUUGAUUUCCAUACAUACAAAAUGGCAAUCACCGUUAAAUCAUGGAUAACGGUGUUAAUUGUGGCCGUUACACUAGCUACGGAACUUCGCCACGCAGUCGUUUCGGCCGAGCCUCAAGUUCCAUGCUUCUUCAUAUUCGGCGAUUCUUUAGUUGACAAUGGCAACAACAAUAACAUUCAAUCUUUGGCUAGGGCUAACUACUUGCCUUACGGUAUCGAUUUUCCCGUUGGGCCCACCGGAAGAUUCUCCAAUGGUAAAACAACCGUCGAUGUGGUCGCUGAGCUACUAGGGUUUGAGGACUUCAUUCGACCGUACGCCACCGCGCGCGGGGAACAAGUACUAAAGGGAGUGAACUAUGCGUCUGCUGCUGCUGGAAUUAGAUCGGAAACCGGACAACAAUUGGGAGCAAGAAUUGAUUUCACUGGUCAAGUGAACAACUACAAGAACACAGUUAAUCAAGUGGUGAAUAUACUAGGGGAUCAAGAAUCUGCAUCAAAAUAUUUAAGCAAGUGCAUAUAUUCAAUAGGUUUGGGAAGCAAUGACUAUCUAAAUAACUACUUCAUGCCUCUUUAUUACUCGACUAGUCGUCAAUAUUUGCCCGAUCAAUACGCCGAUAUUCUCAUUCAACAAUAUACCGAGCAAUUAAAGACAUUGUACAACUUUGGAGCAAGAAAGUUUGCGUUGAUUGGAAUCGGACAAAUCGGGUGCAGCCCGAACGCGUUAGCACAGAACAGCCCAGAUGGCGCCACGUGUGUCCAAAGAAUCAACGGCGCAAAUCAAAUAUUCAACGAAAAACUAAAAUCAUUGGUUGAUGAUUUCAACAGAAACACACCUGAUGCCAAAUUCACGUACAUUGAUGCAUAUGGAAUUUUCCAGGACUUGAUUAAUAGCCCCACAUCUUUUGGUUUUAAGGUGACAAAUGCAGGGUGCUGUGGUGUGGGGAGAAACAACGGGCAAAUAACAUGCCUACCUCUGCAAACUCCAUGUCAGAAUAGAGAUGAAUAUCUAUUUUGGGAUGCGUUUCAUCCUACGGAAGCGGCGAAUAUUUUUGUCGGAAAAAGAUCGUACGCCGCUCUAAAGUCAACCGAUGCAUAUCCAUUCGAUAUUCGUCGACUCGCUCACAUCUAAUUUUUACUAGUUACAAUAAUCAGACAUGUAAGGGUGUCAAAAACUUGUUGCAAAAUUUCUUUUAAGACACAGAGGGAACAUAAGUUAACUCGUAUUUAUCUAUCUAUCAGUUCGCGUCGACGACGUACGCCGCAAAAUACACGUGAUAGAAAUUGAUAUACUCAUGUCAAAGAAAAUGCAAACACUAAGUUAAUAAAAUCCCAUAAGGAAUC
Molecule: messenger RNA, 1717 nt
Organism: Erythranthe guttata (spotted monkey flower)
Lineage: Eukaryota; Viridiplantae; Streptophyta; Magnoliopsida; Lamiales; Phrymaceae
Product: GDSL esterase/lipase At5g45670
Molecular function (GO): hydrolase activity, acting on ester bonds
Source: RefSeq, a predicted model, not a curated record